AUGGAAAUGGUGGAGGCGGACGCGGCGGCGGCGGCAAGCGCGUGGCCUGGUUCCUCCCGCCGCAGCCACCUCCUCCAGUUCCUCCUCCACGCCUCCAACCGGCUCGACCUCCGGCCCAUCGUCAAGUACUCCGCGCUCUCGUUCUUCGACGGACGCUUCCUCCCCGCGCUUCCGAGGAAGAUGGGGUUCUGCGGCGCACGAAGUGGACGGGCCAUCAGGUCGUGGCUGAUCGAGCCCCUCAGGGACAGCAACCUGGAGCUCUUCGCGCUCGUCGCGGUGUGGAUCGCCAGCAAGAUCCAUGAGAUGAGGCCACUGUCGGUGAAGAGCCUCAAGGCGCUCAGCGACCGCAUCAUCGCCGACCAGCAUUUCACAUGCCGUGAUUUCGCGGAUGCUGAGCUGGUGUUCAUGGAGGUAGUGGGUUAUAAUGUUGGGUGUUCCAACAUUGCUUUCAUAUACCUGGAGCAGCUUCUCAUUCAGUUCAGGGAAAUAUCGAAGUUGGGUGAUCUUUUAAGUAUGGAUGUGUGCAUGGAAAUUUUGGAUGUUCUUUAUGAGACCGAAGAUACCUCAUGGCUUUUUGACUUUCCCUGUCCACUUGCUGCUUCAACUCUUGUUACUGCAUAUGUUAUGUCAGUUCCUAAGCAGACAUGGGAGUUUCCAAUCCUUCCUUGGGAUCUCUCCUUGAUCCUCGUGUCCAUGUGGCACUCACCAAUUUUCUUUCCAUUCGAUGGUUAUGAUGACAUCAAGACUCUUGGAUUCUGCUUUUGUCUUCCUGCAAUUGUAUAA
Messenger RNA from Triticum dicoccoides, 783 nucleotides. RefSeq names its product cyclin-J18-like. The coding region runs from base 1 to 783 and encodes 260 amino acids. The transcript has 9 exons. The record is from RefSeq and is a predicted model, not a curated record. Lineage: Eukaryota; Viridiplantae; Streptophyta; Magnoliopsida; Poales; Poaceae.